GGUAGUGCAGCCGAACGGGCGGCGCAGGAGGCCACGAAACUACGAAUGCCUUCCGGGGUAGCGAACCCGCCGCAUGUCUCUCCGCCUCCUCCUCCCACCUCGCGGCAGCCUACGCCUCCUUUCCCCUCUCCGUCGCCACCAGACCCCAAGGCCUCCGCCCUUUCGAACGACUGCCACCGGCGUCCCACAGAGGGCCUCUAGUUUCUUCAGUAUCCCUAUCCGCGCCUUCACCAGUAUCUCCGGCAUGGCUGCUGGGACGCAGCAGCAGACCGUGGAGGUUAGGGAGAGCGUGGAGCUGACGGAGGAGGAGGAGCGGAUCUUCGCUAGGCUGCUGGACGUCGUCCGCCACUUCGGACUCGGCACCCAGCUCCGCGUCGCCGGGGGAUGGGUCCGGGACAAGCUAUUGGGGAAAGGCUCUGCUGACAUUGACAUUGCACUUGAUAAUAUGACGGGCCAAAAUUUCUGUGAGAGAGUAAAUGAGUACUCAAAAUUCAUGGGUGAAGAGCAGAAAGGAAUCGGCGUUAUCCAGUGCAACCCUGAUCAAUCCAAGCACCUGGAAACUGCAAGAAUGCUUAUAUAUGGCAUAUGGAUUGAUUUUGUCAACUUGAGGUCCGAAAAGUACGCUGAAAACAGUCGUAUUCCUACUGUGGAGAUUGGAACAGCCAAAGAAGAUGCACUCCGCAGGGACCUAACAAUCAAUAGCUUAUUCUUCAAUAUCAACACUAAAUCAGUGGAAGAUUUAACUGGAAGAGGUCUUGAAGAUCUGAAAAAGGGCCUCAUUGAUACUCCUUUACCUGCCAAGUCAACUUUCCUGGAUGACCCCCUCAGGGUUCUUAGAGCAAUUCGGUUUGCUGCUAGAUUCAGCUUUACAUUAGCUGAAGAUUUGAAAGAAGCGGCUUCUGAUGAAAAGGUGAAGUCUGAACUUGGUAGCAAGAUUAGCAGAGAACGAAUUGGUCAUGAGGUAGACCUCAUGAUGUCAGACAAACACCCUGUCAAUGCACUGUGCCAUAUCCAUGAUUUGGGAUUGUUUUAUGUUGUUUUUGCUUUUCCUGAGAAACUAGAGCCUCCAGCUCUUGACAAACAUGAUUGGCUUUGUGUUUCACAUCUUGAAGCAGCAUGGAAUCUUGCACAUUCUAUUGGCCGUUCUGUGUUCAGUGGUGGUUCUGAUUCCAAGUCACAGGAUGAACAGCAAAGGCUUUGCCUGUAUAGCGCGCUAUUUACUCCAGUUCGAAAUAUGUUCUACAUGGACAAAAAAUCAAAGAAGGUUCCAGUUGUUAGCUAUAUUAUUCGGUACUCUCUAAAGCUGAAAGCUAGUGAUGCUGACACGAUUGUGAACAUACAUGUUGCGAGUGAAAAGUUUGCUGAAUUAAUUCUUCUCCUGGAGUCAAAUGAGAAUCUGGAAACUGUGAAAGAGAAGCUGGAUGAUGAAUAUCUAGAGAUACCAACAGACUUAGUGAAACGUGUUUUUGCAGGACUUAUACUUCGUGAAAUAAAAGGUUUUUGGCGUGUGGCACUGUUUAUCUCAACUCUUGUCUAUCCAGAAGUGGGCAAUGCCAGCGAUUCCCUCGGCAAGCAGGAUGAACUAGAUAAAAUGAAAGAGAGAUACAUCAGUGUGGAGCGAUCAAUAACUGAACUUGAUCUUGAUGGCGUAUGGAAAAUGAAGCCGUUGCUUGAUGGAAAGGCCAUUAUGGGGGUCAUGCAGGUCAAGUCCGGAGGUCCCUUGAUUGGAAAAUGGCAACAACGGCUAGUCAAGUGGCAGCUUGCGCAUCCUCAGGGAACUAUGGAGGAGUGCAUGGAGUGGAUGAAGCAGUCGGAACAGCAGUCAAAACGCCAGAAAAUAGAAUGCAGCACUUGAGCAUCAUUGACUGACAUUUUGAUUUUGAGCUUAGGCAGUCCUUAGAACUCAGUGAUAGGUCACAAACUUCACAUGGUCUCUGUCCGUGGGUCUCUGUCCGUUGAUCUUGAUUGCUUUGCCACCAUGGCUACUUUUGCGUUCCUGGUUUCCUUCCAUUGGAGAUGGAUGGGACGUUACUCUCUGACAUGUACUCCCUCCGUGCCAAAAUAAGUGUCAACUUUGUAAUAACUUUAGUACAAAUUUGUACUAAGGUUGAGACACUUAUUUUGGGACGGAGGAAGUAGUAAAAUAGAUUUUCUCCACCAGAGUCUAUUUGAGCCUUGUAUUGAAUAUGUUUCUCCAACAAAAAAGUAUGGAUUUUUUUACUUCGAAAAAGGCAAUGCGAGAACAUCAUGAUGUAA
Messenger RNA from Triticum urartu, 2256 nucleotides. Its product is annotated as tRNA nucleotidyltransferase cca2-like. The record is from RefSeq and is a predicted model, not a curated record. Lineage: Eukaryota; Viridiplantae; Streptophyta; Magnoliopsida; Poales; Poaceae. Gene Ontology annotation, molecular function: RNA binding; CC tRNA cytidylyltransferase activity; ATP:3'-cytidine-cytidine-tRNA adenylyltransferase activity. Gene Ontology annotation, biological process: tRNA 3'-terminal CCA addition.